This is a messenger RNA of Iphiclides podalirius (scarce swallowtail), 2757 nucleotides long. The record is from the annotation of a GenBank genome assembly. Lineage: Eukaryota; Metazoa; Arthropoda; Insecta; Lepidoptera; Papilionidae.
AUGGAUAAUUAUUACGCUGAUAACUUAUUUAUUAAAAUAAACAGUUCUGAUCCAGAAGUUAAAUCCUUCAAGUCCCUGCCGUUCUUGGCGGAUCAAAUCGUCGAGGCCCUCAAUCGUUUCGAGACGUUAAACAACACAGUGAAAGUGUUCCUCAUAAGGAUGCUGGCAGUCGUGUUUGACAGGGAGGUGAAUUUCGCGAAGAUUUUCUCAAGAAAAGGCGACAUGCUUGCCCAAGCGUUCCAUCAGAUCAACUGCCCCACUAUGAAUUCCAGUUUGCGCGUGGCUUAUAUGGAAGUAGCGCUCACACUCGUGAACCACGAUUCGGGUGUUUAUUGGUUGUACGACAGUGGCGUCUGGAAACAGAUCCUGUUGCUUUGCAAUGAGAAGCGAACAGUGUUUGUCCUACGAAUGACCUACAAAUUCGCAUCUACGUUUAUGUGGGAGCUUAACAGAUUUAGCGACGCAUCGAAACUCAAAGCCGUACUCGAGUACAUCAUGAAGCCGGUUCUGGAGACCGAUUAUUUAUCGGUCGAUUCGAUGACCAGCGAGAAUGAAGUUGAAAUCGGCAAAACUGUCGAGCCCAUGCUGCAAAUGUUACUGUCAAUAGUAAGCAACAUUGAGGAAAUAAGGAAAGAGAACAAUAUGCUUACGGAGAUCUUAAUAAAGGAGUCGAAUGUCAUAAACUAUUGCUAUGUGCUUUUAGACAAACUGCGCAGGGAAGAUAUGACGCUGCUACUGACAAAAAUACUUUUCUCAAUGUCGGUUGCGAAAGUUAUUAACACAAAACCAAUAAUAGACAACACUACGUACGACAGGAACGCGUUUGUAGACCUUGGUUGUACCUACCUUAAUAUUCUUCAGUACCUAAUCCAAAGGCGCAGCCCGACGUUAGUUUUCGAUUUCUGCAACGCCUGCAGUGCCAUUUGGACUUCAGCGUGGGAAGGCAAGCCGCCCGCAGUGUGGGUGAUGGACGGCAAAAGGGUUGAACUGCACAAUCAGAUCGUGGUUAUUACUCUAGUGCCGUCAAUGGUGUAUGCAAAUCUUGGGAAGCCCAAAUCAUUUCUAUCGAACGAUAGGGUAGAUAGCUACAUGUUGAAACUAAUGAACUUAAUGUGUGAGCACACCGCUAGGGCGGCAUACGCUCUUAGGGAUUUGACACUACAACUGGACCCGCUGUCAAUAACAUUGCAGAGCGUGAAGAGGCUUGGUUGUUGGAGGAAGAGCUUUAGCAGUGAGCAGGCAAAUAUAGUUUUCCAAGCGCUUUUUUAUGUACUAAAAGAGUAUGAGCCUUUAGACGAUGAUUCAGAGAUAAGAGACAAACCAAAUUUUGAAGACAGCAAGCAGAAGAACCUCGUGAUGACGUACGUCCUGGAAACGCUCUUGACGUUGGUGCAGUCGUAUAAUAUAACGUGGGAAGAGAGCUUAGAAGUAUUAUGUCUUUACACCAUGGUGUAUAACAUAUUAAAAAGGCCCAAUUUGCCCUGCAAGUUCGUGGUGACUGCGAUUAAUGUGAUUGCCAUGACGGUGAAGAAGUUCCUGCCGCCGAAUCUGUCGCUGCUGAUGGAUUUGAAGCCGGGCUCCUCGAUGCACGAGCUGGGCAAGCUCAUAUACAUUAAGCUGCACGAUAACGAUUGGGAGGUGCGCGACUCAGCGCUCGAGCUGCUACUGGUGUGCACGGACAUAUCGUUCAUAAAGUUCCCGCCGUUUCAAAAUCAAAUAAUAACGAACAAUCUGAUCACCGUCGCGGCCACGAUGGCGCUAAACGACCACGAGUUCUACGUGCGUGCCUCGGCACUGCGAUGCCUGGGCGCCGCCUCCGUGGUCUCCGCAAUAUGGGAGCAGCUCAUAGAGUCCUUCCCCAACAUUAACGACAUGAUUCUGUCCACACUUCUUACGAAUCCUGAGGGCAUAGUACGAAUGGAGGCGUGCAACCUUCUUUGCGAAAUUUAUCAAAACAUCAAAAUAUCGCCGGAAUUCAAGCAGGUGCUGUACGAGAGCAUGUUGUCCGCGGCGCUGAACGAUUUCCACUGGGAGGUCCAACUGAGCGCGCUCAGGUUCUGGAAGUUCGUUAUUCGACAGACGCUGCACGCACAGGGAAUGCUUGACGGCACCUUUCCACCUGUCACUUUCUCGAAGGAGUCGCGCAAAAUCAUCACCCUGAACGAGGUUGCGAUCCGGAAGCGGCUGAACAAGGCGCUCGAGGAGCUCGCUUCGAUCGGCUGCCUCACGGUGCUGGUGAAGUUGCUGCAGGACGACUCCGAAGUGGACAUAAUGGAGUCCGCGCUCCAGAUAUCCACGGAUCUUUGCGACAUACUCGACCGCUACCGAGUGGCCGACACCCUGAAGCCCACUGAGGGAGAACCGAGCAGCGUCGAGCAGCUCGACUGUCGGAUCAAACUGAGGGACUACGGCUGCGCCGAACAACCGGGUCUGGAGCCUGAGGCCGCGACCGAAGCGGACAACGUCAUCGAGGGCAUACUGAACGUGGACGACGUGAAUCUGCUAACGAAGAUGUACGAAAGGCAGCUGAAUCUUCAGAACGAGCCGCGGCCAGAAGAAGCCCAGUCCGAAGGCGCGAAACUGCUCAAGUUCGCGACACCCCACCUGUUCGUCACGUUCAUGAAGAGCAGGGACUUCAGGACGUCGAUCGAGCAGAAGAGGAAAUGGAGGGAGGGCGUCAAGAGCCUGUCAUCGCUGCUGGACGACAUGCUGGGCGUGUACGAGAUCGACGAGAGCGUCAACUCGUUGGAUUGUUAU